AUGGCUGCCUGCCAGCUGUAUGCCGCUGUCGACGGCGUCGAGAGGACAGGAGAGAUAGGGAGAAGGACGGGUGGCGAUGAGAUGCCCUUUGGGCUGCAGAUAGACGCACCAAGCACGAGCUCCCCGCCUCUACACUGUCCAGAUCGAGGCCGAAAAGCUGCUGAUGCAAAGGAACAAGUCGGAAUCGCUCGCAAUCCUGCGGACCAUCACCGUGAGGGGCUCCGGGAAGAAGGAUGGAGUCGCAAGCCCAUCCACCUCUGGCCCCGUCUUUGGCCGCCAGCAGGAAAACACCCGCGACGCCCGUCCGACAAGCCGCAGUGCCCUUCGACAGAUCAAGCGCGGCCGAAAGCUGGCCGGCAUCGAGCACCCAUGAAGGUGAAGAUCAAAACCUGGAACGCAGUCGCCGCCUGGCGGUGGGACAUGCCGGACGAGGACGUGUGCGGCAUCUGUCGAAACCCGUACGACAGCACGUGCUCCAAGUGCAAGUUCCCCGGCGACGAGUGUCCGCUGUUGAUGGGCGAAUGCAGUCAUUCGUUCCACAUGCAUUGCAUUAUCGCAUGGGUCGCGCAGGAACAGAGCCAGGAAAAGUGUCCCAUGUGCCGUCAGGGUAAGGCGACCCGCCAUUCGCACGAUGUUGACAUGGAGCUGACUGCGGUUCGACCAGUGUGGAAGGAGAAGGGUGUUUGA
This is a messenger RNA of Verruconis gallopava, 687 nucleotides long. RefSeq lists its product as uncharacterized. The transcript is spliced from 4 exons. Gene Ontology annotation, molecular function: ubiquitin protein ligase activity; zinc ion binding; cullin family protein binding. The record is from RefSeq and is a predicted model, not a curated record. Gene Ontology annotation, cellular component: anaphase-promoting complex; nucleus. Gene Ontology annotation, biological process: anaphase-promoting complex-dependent catabolic process; protein ubiquitination; positive regulation of mitotic metaphase/anaphase transition. The coding region runs from base 1 to 687 and encodes 228 amino acids. Lineage: Eukaryota; Fungi; Ascomycota; Dothideomycetes; Venturiales; Sympoventuriaceae.